AUGAGAACGAAAUCGUUUGUGGUUAGGUCUUCGCGGAAGUCUCUCGAUCCCUAUCCAUCCCCUGCAUCCCUUCCGGAUGAAGCUAAUGAAAGAUAUGGAUCUGGAGUGAACACCACACACUGCGAUAGCGGUGAUGCCGAUGUUGAGAUUGUUCCAGAUACUUACGAUGAGAGAGAUGUGCCACACAAGAAGCGUCAUUGUCUUGGGACAAGUGAUACUGGUAAAGGAGGAUCCCAGCCGCUUAACUUAGAUGCUUGUAUCGUAUGUGACGUUUCUGACAAGUGGGUAUCUCGUUGCUCUGGAAUUGACUGUCUUCUUUCAUUUCACGGCAAGUGUUUGAAUGCCGAGUUGGGUAGUAGUAGUGGUGAUGAUCUUGCAUGUUCGUAUUGUCCGUACUGCUGGUUCAAAAUUAUAGCACAGAAACACAAAUUAGUGAGGGAGAAGGUUGUUGCGGCGGAAAAGGCAGUCUUCACGCAUCUAGGUAAAGAGAUGGAAAGCAGGGAUGAGGUAAAGGAGAGUGCUCCCAAAAGCCGAGAGGAUGCAGUCUUAUCUGGUGGUGAAAAUGGAAGACAGGAUCAUUCAGUUGACAGUACAGACGUUGUAAGUGACCAAGAGUUACAAGGAGAGAAGGAUGCCUGUGCAUCAAAAGAGGAACGAAUGCAAGUUGAGAAGGAUUCUGAUAAAUCAAGAGGUGAGAAGAUGCCAUUAAUUGAGGAAACCGAUCUACCAGAAGAGGAUAAAGAGAUGUUAGAAGCGCGCACUGAUAAUUCAGGAGACAUGGUUGAAGCAUCAGAAGACGAAGAGAGGGUAGAUACAGAAAAAAUUCAAGACGCUGAGGAUGACAAGGAUGUCGAAACAGCUAAAGAUCAAACUAAAGUCAAUGCAGGUGCAAGGGGGAAGGGAGAUGUUUCACCGUUUGUGUCUAUGCAAGAAUCGUUUUCAGGAAAAGAACAAGACCAGGUCCAACAGAAUGAAAGGCCAAGAAGAAGAAGACGGUUAAUAUUGAAUACCAUUGAUAGUGAUAUCUCAUCUAAUGAAUCAACUAACGAACGAAAUGGAGAUGAUGUAACUGAGCAGAUUACUUCAUCGGCUCAAGUAGUAACCUCCCCGUCAGGGAAGAUGAAGAACCAGCAGAGAAAACUUAACGCAACAGCUAAAGUGGCCAAGUCAAAGACAGUGAGGGACAUUUCGUUUUUCAAGAAGGAUCAGAGAAGGAGGCUAUUUUGGACGUCCGAAGAAGAAGAAAUGCUGAAGGUGGGAGUGGAGAGAUUUGCAGCAGAAGCAAACAAGAACAUGCCAUGGAGGAAAAUUCUGGAAAUGGGAGAGACGGUGUUCCACGAAACACGUACUCCUUCUGAUCUAAAGGACAAAUGGAGGAACAUGACCGGGAGAGCAAGACAGAACAAGAUAGAAAACUAA
Molecule: messenger RNA, 1419 nt
Organism: Thlaspi arvense
Lineage: Eukaryota; Viridiplantae; Streptophyta; Magnoliopsida; Brassicales; Brassicaceae
Source: the annotation of a GenBank genome assembly